UCCAUGCAUUCCUUUUUCUUACUCGCGUUUCCUGCCCUUUUAGAGUGUUGUGAAGUGUUGCUAUGGUAACAUGCCAAGAAAGUGAAACAAAAUCUACGGCGUGCGGAAGAAGCCAUAAAAGUGGCGGAAGUGGGAUUGUAAUCCGUUAAAGUGUGUGGAGCAGCAGAGGAGGGGCUGAGUGGUGAUGAGAGGAGAAGCGCUUCAGAGAUCACCACUCAGAGAAAAGCAGAACAACACGUCGAACACUCCACUUCACUUCCAUUUUGCUCGCUGUUUCCUUCUCGUCGCUCUUCUUCUUUUCUUUCUUGCAGUACAUUUCUUCACAAACUCGCUACCAAGGCGAUCUUUCCGCUCGGGGAGAAGAGAUGCUGGAGCUCGGACUGUAGCGGCACCGCGCGCUGUUUAGUUCCGCACCGGGCGAGGAAUGCCAUCUGAGCCUCAAUGUUUCACUGGGCCAAGUGGAAGAAGAGGAUGGGUGCGAAUAGCUCCUCUAAGAGACCGGUCUUCGACGAGAAAGAGGACGUGAAUUUUGAUCACUUCCAGAUUCUCAGAGCCAUUGGAAAGGGCAGCUUUGGGAAGGUGUGUAUUGUGCAGAAGCGUGACACGGAGAAGAUGUACGCCAUGAAGUACAUGAACAAACAGCAAUGCAUAGAGCGAGAUGAGGUCCGAAACGUCUUUAGAGAGCUAGAGAUUCUACAGGACAUUGAACAUGUUUUUUUAGUCAACCUCUGGUAUUCCUUCCAGGAUGAGGAGGACAUGUUCAUGGUAGUAGACCUGCUACUGGGGGGUGACUUGAGGUAUCACUUGCAGCAAAAUGUCCAGUUCACAGAAGAUGCUGUUAAGCUUUACCUGUGUGAGAUGACCCUGGCACUGGACUACCUGCAGAGCCAACACAUCAUACACAGGGAUAUCAAACCAGACAAUAUUCUUCUGGAUGAACAAGGUCAUGCUCACCUGACUGACUUCAAUAUUGCAACAAUUAUCAAAGAUGGAGAAAGAGCCACGGCAUUAGCUGGAACCAAGCCGUAUAUGGCUCCGGAGAUUUUCCAGUCUUUUGUAAGUGGUGGGACUGGCUAUGCCUUUGAAGUGGACUGGUGGUCAUUAGGGGUCACUGUAUUUGAGGUCCUGCGAGGAUGGAGGCCAUAUGAUAUCCAUGCCAGCAGCUCAGUGGAGUCUCUAAUGCAGCUCUUCAGCACAGUCAGCGUGCAGUACUGUAACUCCUGGCACAAAGACCUCAUCUCCCUGCUGCGUAAGCUGUUGACAGUAAAUCCGGAGCAUCGAUUCUGCAGUCUUGCCCACAUGCAAACAGCCCCCUACCUCUCAGACGUGAACUGGGAUGCCAUGUAUGAGAAGAAGAUGGAGGCUGGAUUUGUUCCCAACAAAGGGCGUCUGCAUUGUGACCCCACCUUUGAGCUGGAAGAGAUGAUUUUAGAAUCCCGUCCGCUACAUAAGAAGAAAAAGCGUCUGGCCAAGAACCGAUCAAGAGACAACAGCAAAGAUUCCCAAUCUGAGAACGACUAUCUACAGGAGUGCCUUGAAGUCGUACAGCAAGAGUUUGUGAUCUUCAACCGAGAAAAGUUGAAGAGGAGACAGGAGGAAGGCUGCAUGGGAGAAGGGGAGGCAGCAGAGGGAGAAGCAGAAGGAGAAGGCGACCCUGACCGUGAGGCAGAAGAGGCAGAAGGCGCGACAGAGGAUGAAGAAACUGAGCCCGAACCUGAGACCUCUAAACUGAGCAUGUGCGGCUCGGUGUGUUCAUCUCCGGGCAGCUCAUAGAGCCACAGGCACAGCACCUCCUGCUGGUCUCUUAGGCGUCACUGCGCUCACCAUGCCUAUAAAGCCCUAAGUGCAACUAAUUAGGGCUCCGAAACAUCUCUUUUCUCCAUCCCAGUUUCAUUCAUCUCAGCACGGUUUGGGUUCAGCCUAUACGAGCAACGACAUGGCCUCCAUUUUCUUGUUCUCUACAUGGCCUCUAGAGUAAGCUCAAUCUUCUAUGCAACAUUAUCUGUACAGCAUGAUGUAAAGUAGACAUUUUAGAACUAACAAAGCCGCACCGAGAACGCAUGAUGACACACAGAGCAAUAGGACUCUGCCGUAAGAAUGUUAACAUGACAAGGGCGGCCAAAUGAGAAUGCUGUUUGUGUAUUAAUUAUGAAUAGGUGAAAACACUCUGAACUUUAGACUUGCUAUGUUUGCUCUUUCAGCUGCUCCCUCUGAAAGUGGGCUGCUAUUUACUAGUCAUUAAGCAUUCAGUUCCUUUCUAUAGAUGUAAUUCCCAGAUAGCAAGUAGGUGAUGACCCAGUGCCCACCCACACAUACCUCUUUCAUCCAGCACACGCUCUGCUGCGGAAUGACAGCAACAACUCAAACAUGAUGACACCGUACAGUAUCUCAGGCAUGAUAUGGUGCAGUUGAACCACCUUUGGUCCAAAAUUAACAAACAAUGCACAAACUUUAGAUAUGGCUCAUUGCAUUGGAGCUUUUUGAUCCACACUCUAAAUGCCAGAAAAAGCUGUUUACACACCCACUUUUGGAUUACAACACACUUCCCAUCAUAAUAACUGACUCUAAUGUGCCUAACCUUUGGCCUGGAAUCGUCCGCUAUCUGGGAACAAACUGGGAUUAAUUGCUUAGCAACAAAAAAGUGUCACGCUUAAAAACAUGUCUUGAGUGACCAUAUGACAGCAACUGUCAUGUUCUGAAUGUCUGAUAAAAAAAAAUGUUCAUAGUAUGUCACAAGUAAAUACAUACAAAGAAAUCGAACUUCGAUGACUUUCUUAACUUUGUGUCAAAAUUUGUUAAGAUGUUAAUGUUAAUGGCUUGGUUUUUCUGUAUCUCUGUCUUGAUAAACUUGCUGCUUCUGGCCAGCACGCCGUUCAGUGGUUGGCAUCUAUGUUUCUCCUUCUGACUGUUAGUGUUUUUCAUGUAAGAUGCUUAUUCCAGAAUGAUUUGGUGUUCAGUGUAGAUUACACUGCAGUUUGCGUUCAGUGCGUUCAGUUCACAACUCUAGUGCUCUUCCAUUCCUGCCGCUUAGGACCUACUGAUGAAUUUCACCUUACCAGGGGAAUAAGCUUUAUUGACCUCUAUAAUACACCUGUAUUUUGUUUAAGAUUUUGUUUGAUUAAGUCCAUUUAAAAAAAAAACUCUGUAAUAUAAGCAUUGUAGGUGCCAUUUGGGGUCCUGCGUUGAUUUGGGUUAAGCACUCCCCCUAGUGAGCCGGAUGAGGCUUUUUCUUUAGAGUAGCAAUGAUUCGAUAGUAUAUAAAUACGAUACUGUUUGUAUUAAGGUGACAUCAUCGAUCCAAGUUGUGAUGUUGGAACAUGUAGCAUUCUACGUAAUUAGGCAACACGAUUUUACAAUUUUUGUUGAAUAAUUAUGUAAAACAUAGCUAGAAGCAGGACCUUUUCUCCACAGUUUUAUGUGGGUGUGCAUAUCAGACUUAAGUAUUAACAAAAAUCAGAUUAAAAUAGUUCUAAUAGAAUAAGAGGCAGUUGUAUGAAGCUAUAUCUUCAUACGGUGACUUCUAUUUCCAAGUGUGCAGGCACAACUUGUAGGCAAAAACGCCAAAGCUUUUGUACCAUUUGCAUAGCUGUUUCUAAAUAAAAAUGAGUGCCUGUACGUUUGCAUUUGUCUGUUUGCUAUGCGCGUAUGUGUGUAUCUGUAAUUAUUGCCGUAAUCUGUGCGUCUGCGUGUGUGUGUUUGUGUGUGUGUGUGUAUUUGUGCGUGUAUGUGUGCGUGUGUGUGGGAGUGUGAAAGUAUUGCAUAGGACCAAUGUAAUAAUUUGUAAAGAAGCAUUUAU
This is a messenger RNA of Tachysurus vachellii, 3796 nucleotides long. Its product is annotated as serine/threonine-protein kinase 32C-like. Gene Ontology annotation, biological process: regulation of signal transduction; protein phosphorylation; G protein-coupled receptor signaling pathway. Gene Ontology annotation, molecular function: G protein-coupled receptor binding; ATP binding; G protein-coupled receptor kinase activity. The coding region runs from base 442 to 1773 and encodes 443 amino acids. The record is from RefSeq and is a predicted model, not a curated record. Lineage: Eukaryota; Metazoa; Chordata; Actinopteri; Siluriformes; Bagridae. The transcript has 13 exons.